Rotaria sp. Silwood2 is the source of this 1944-nucleotide messenger RNA. NCBI's taxonomy places the organism in Eukaryota, Metazoa, Rotifera, Eurotatoria, Philodinida, Philodinidae. The record is from the annotation of a GenBank genome assembly.
AUGGGAAUCGCACCUUUCGAAUUAGCACCACAACAUAAAUCAAUACCAAAUUUGAUUAAAACUCAAUCUAUGGCAAAUAUCGUAUAUCUUAUCAAACAUAAUCCUUCUCAAGGUAAAAAAUCACAUAUGUCAAUUAUCGUUGAUCUAGCAGGUGAAUCAAAUGCAAAAGAAAUACAAGGAUUAUUGCUUCACGCUGUUGUUGAUCGGCCAGUACAAAGUGUACCAUCAGUAACAAAAUUCGAUCAUGUAACACAGGUUGUCGAAAAAAGUCAAAUUGAAUAUCGUAUAAUUGGACAAUUUGAAUCUAGUGCAUAUCUUGUUGAUGUUCAUAUGAUUCCAAAUGCAUUGAAAAAUCUACUUGUAAGUGACAAUCAAAUGAUUCCAGAUGUAUUUAAAGAUUUACUUGUAACCCAACUCUAUGCAAACUUGUGUUCAAUGCAUCGUCCUCCAAAUGAACGUGGCAAUAUGUAUUUAAUACCAUUAGGAGAAGCUGUUUAUCAUGAACUAAUACAACGUAAUUCAGGAAUAAAAUGUUGGAGUAGUGUAGUAAAUUGUCAACAAUAUGCUAGGCUCUUGAUAGAAUUUGGAUUUGGUUUACAAUGGCCCGAUGAUGUUGAUGUCACAGGUGAUAUUGCUCCAGAAAUUGUCAACAUUGGUUUUUUCUAUCAAUCAUUGAUGACUAAAUGUUAUGAUAAGUCAAACAACAAUACAAACCGACGAUAAACGUUUUUUAUCGGUUUUUUUGUUCAAAGUAAAGUUAUAUAUUGUUUACUUUCUUUCUUUUUUUUGAUACAUACACGGACAAUUAUUUUAUAUGCAAAAUUUUAUGUACAUCCGCGAAAACAGAAAAGUUACUUUUCGCCUUGUUCUUAUUUUUUGUGGAUAUAUAUACAUAUAUACAAAAAAAAACAGAUGUUAUGUGGGUGGGGUGUGGGUGGGUGUGGAUGUGUAUGAGUAUCUCAUAUUCUCCACACCCACCCACACCCAACCCCACACCCCACACCCACACCCACCCACACCAAGAGAAGAAACUGAUAGAAUUGAAAAAUUAAAGACAUAUAUCGACGAUGCAAGAAAAAAAUUGUGUCAACCAUAAAUUGACUGCUGAAAAGUUUGUCUUUUCAUGAGUUUUUUCUCUCAUUUAUAUUGAUAAUUGUAGGAUGAAACUUCACAAUCGAAACAAAUAAAGCAAAAGAAAAGAAGUUUAACUUUCUAAACAAAACUAUUAGGUGAAAGAAUAAAAAAUAAAUAAUAGAUAUUUUAUUCUUCAAGUGAAAUACUAAUUCUUCCAAUCAUUAUGGUUUAGUUUUAUUUAUUUGAUGAUUUACUAUUCGAUGUUGAAGAGAAAUUUAUAAGAAAUUAUAUUUAUCGCGUAUUAUUUUGCUUCUUAUGAACCUAUUAUCACAUUCGCAUAUUUUCUUCUUUUAAAAAGAGUCAAUGGCAUACAAAUACUAAAAGCAAUACAAAAAACAAGAAGAACUGUAAAACCAACAUUGAAAAUAUAUGUAUUCGUAUAUUUAGUUGUUUUACUUCUUCUUAGUAAUGUAAAAACUGUAGAUGCAUUUUCGCCCUAUAAAUAAUAGACAAUAUAACAUUUGAGUAUUUAUCUUUUAGCAUAAAUCAGCAUACUUUGUUCUAAAUAAGAGGACAUCUUCAUCACUAACAAGAGUAUUUGUGCCAUGAGACAAUUUAAGAAAAUGCAAUUCAUUAAAUAUAACUGCAUAUAAUUCUGUUGAUGACAAAAAUUAUUCGUCGGCGAUGUCAUAUCACACAAUUAAAACAUGUGUAUCUGAGGAUAAUGAAUUUUUCUAGACCUAAUUUUGUGGAACUCACAUAUAUUUUCGAAGAAAAUAGUGAGUGUAAGUUUUAAGUUCGAGAUUUUGCGGCUCCCCCCCCCCCCCCCCCCCCCGACGCCACCCACCAUGCCGCCAGCACACACCGCCC